Vitrella brassicaformis is the source of this 2990-nucleotide messenger RNA. The record is from the annotation of a GenBank genome assembly. NCBI's taxonomy places the organism in Eukaryota, Vitrellaceae.
UCUGAACCUGGUUCAGAGCGGCGUACGCAGGAGUGGGCACCAGCACAAGCCUUCUGAUCGUCGCCUGACUGCGAAAGAGAUUGAGGAUCUGUGUUUCUGCCGGUGCGGCGCAUCUCCGUCGUGGUGUCCUCUGCCCUCGUCGAGGGUGCUGCCGUCGCUCCUCGGUGUCUGCUGUCGUCCUUCUGCUGCGGUGAGCGGUGUUAUGGAGCCGUCUGUGAGUGUGCGGUUCGCUGGCGAUGGGGAAGGCGAUGCGCCGCUCGUCGUGAAGGAUGGCGUCAUACGCCAAUACAAAUAUAUGACUCAGGUACACACACGGCAGAGAUGACAGACACGCGACAUGGACACCAUGUGUGUCGUCUGUGUGUGGGUGCAGGUGAUGGACGGCGAGUUUCAGGAGGGCCAGGAGCGUCAGGUGUGUAUCGAGAAGAUCAGCCGGCCCAUCGGUGAGGUGGUGCUGCAGCAAGAGGUGGACAUCGUGGACUCGCUGACCAAGGACAAUUUGCUGGAUGCGUUGAUCGCUCUCGACUACGUGCACUUCGACACGGACCAGAUCUUCACGACCGGCAGCAACAAGAGCCUCCUGCGGCGAAUCCAUCGCAAGGUGAGCAAUGGGGAACAGAGAAACGAGGACGGUCAGCGGACUCUGUACACCACCUCUUUGUUGAUGCACCUUGUCGUGUGUCAGGUUGUGAUUGAGGGAUGGCUUGCCGACCACCAGCUGGCCAACAACUUGCUGGACAGCUUCGCCCGCUACCCAUUCAUCGCCCGAUUCGUCCACUGCCACCCCGACAUUUGCGCAGCGGUCCGUCCAUUCCUGCGCAAGAAGCCUGACGUCAUCGGCGAGCAGUGGCGGCGACGCGAGAGGGGCGAGGCCGAGAAUGACGCCGUCAAGGCAGCGGUGAGUCUGGUGGCCAGCCUGGGAGACGACAUUUCGUAUGAUGCAUUCGACGUGUCGCGUCAAGAACUGGCCCGACUCCUCACGAAUGCGACGGGCUCAACGACACUGUCGGCCGCAUGUGGUAGGGAACAACAGAGGACUAAACAGGAAGGGGCUGCCGUCACUCACUACUUGUCUGUGGUCGGUGUGCUGUUGCGCUGUCUAUCUCAGCGGCCAUUUUCGAGUCCGACGAAUUCUCGUCUUGUUCUACGGCGACGGUGCGGCCCUUUGCUGACGAGCGGGGGGGAUCUGUCGAAUGUAUGGGCUUCGCUAUCGAUGCGGUGGGUCUUCCCCCUCCCUACGCCCCCUAUGCAUCCGACGACUUGCCUGACAACGCCAUUUCCGACGGCGAUGCCAAGCUGACAGAGGUGGCGGGCUGGCACGUCAAGUUCGACCCACUCCUUGGAAGGCGAGCUGAGGGGGAGUCUUUCGUGUCAUGCUAUGCGCCUGAUGGCUGUCUGCAGGUGGCUUAUCCUCACGGCGAUUCCGAUGCCACACGCCCCGCGAUCCGGCUGCAUGACAGCCCGACGCUCAUGGACGACGACAAGAUCCGCAUGGGCGAGGAAGCGUCGGCUGGCGCCUCGGUCAGGUCGUUUGGCGCGAAGUUGAUGGGAGGGUGGUCCUGGCUGUGUGGCAACGGCCGCAUUAUUGGUGCCGAUGCGCUGGCGCAGCAGGGGCUGGGGGACAUCCGUCUCAAGGAUGUCGUGCUGCAGAUGACGGUUCGCCACUUCCCGCUGCGUGUACUGGCCCUGCACUAUGUGCGGAUGUGCGUCAUUGACCGCGACUAUGAGGAGAUCUCCAAAAUGGCCAAGUAAGGGAAAACACGACACAUCCAGCACUCUCGGUGUUCGCGUGAGCGGUGUUUCUGUCGUUGUAUGUCCGUCUGUGUGUGUGGUCGUUCCGGUUCGUGCAGGUCGAUGCAUCGUAAGGUCGCUGACUACGUGGUCUUCAACAUGGCUUUGGUGAAGCGUCAUCGCCUUCCACUGAUGCUGUAUUGGGCGGCGGGCAUCGAGGGCCUCUCUCGGCAUCGAGCUCAAGACAUCUCAUCCGCGCUGGAGUCUGACUUCUUUGACAUCAGCGAUGUGCCAGCAGUCCUUCCAGUGGUGCCCCUCCUGCCAUCAGCCAUUCAGACGGCCUUCAAAUUUUUUAAAACGAGCUCAAGGGGGCCGUGGAGGAUCAGGAUGACGACGAAGAGGCCUUUGACUACCUCUACAAGCAACUCAUCGACAGAGAGACAACACGCAAAAAGGUCAGUCGCACUACCCUCCCCAGCCAACUCCGCUGAUCUUUCCAUCCCAUGUGUCAGCCUCUCUAACGGUCUCACUGUCUGUGUCUACGUGGCUGUUGGUUGCACAGGAGGCGGCCGAUCGGCAUCGUCUGGAGGCCGACAAUGAGCGACUCAGAGAGGAAAUCGCCACACUCAAGAGCCAGGUACAGAAACCAGACACACAGAAGAGCCAGCCACUUUGAUCCUGAUGCGUGUGAUUCAUUCAGGGGAGCCGUUGCGCGGAUGGCGAGGGAGAGGAGGGAGAGGCAGGCCAGCAAGAACAGCCGCACUGAGCAGCCCCUGUGUGGGAGCAAUUGGGACGUGACUGCCUGACUAGCUGCCCGCUGAGUGACACGACACAGGAGUGGGUUUUGUGCCCACCCGUCCGUCCGUUAUCUCUAUGUCGCUGCGAGACCCAGUCAGUUUGGUAUCUGUGUAUAUACCUUUUUCUGUCUGUAUCGAUCCCUCCGCUGGCACAUGCGGUGGAUGACCGACCAAUAUGUCGAUACGUACGUGGCGCGCGGCUGUGCAUGCGCCGAUGGAUGGAUGGAUGGCUGGUGGUCUGAUCCCUUCUGACUGUGCCUGCCUGCCCGAUAGAUAAGGCACAGUCAGGGAUUUGGCACUCGCCCUCCCUCCAUCCUAUCCCCCUGCGACACUCUCUGUAUCUCGCCUAUGGCAUCGGAUGGAUGGAUGGCCGACAGUUUUGAGGACUCUCUCUCUCUCUCUUCUGCGUGUGUGAACGUUUGUGUGCAUACGAACGUCCUUCAUCUCAAUGGAAUGUCAGUC